UUUAUAUAUUUUGCAGACAUGGAAGUAAAAAUAAAUAGUCAAGCACUUGAAGAAAUCUUUUCUCGAUUAAGAAAUUCUGAUGAACAGACACCAAGUGUAGCAAAGGAAACUGUACAAGACAUCAAAAAUGAAUUAGAGCAUACAUUUCUUACACCUAAACAAAGUUUUCCUGAUUCUUGGUUAAGCAAAUGUCAAGAACAUUGGAAAGAAACACCAGAGUAUGCGUCUCAUGGAUAUUCACAACUUUCUAAAGCUCGUACAAAGAUUGAAGUGGUACGAAAGGGAUUUGAUGGAGAUAUUAUUGGAUUUAAAGAAGACAUUUUGGACGAUCCCAACUCGACAUGUAAUAAUUCAACAAGUUUUUCUAGAGCAUUCGGAUCUACAAAAGAUUUCGUUCGUGGUUCAGCAUCACAAUUUCCAUUUGCACCAGGAGGUUUAGAGGCUGAAAUAAUUGAAGAUGACAUAGUAAACGAAGUCGAAUUGGACACAAAUAUCGACUUUUUUGAUAAUGAAGAAGCAAAUCAUUUAAUGAUGGAGGCACCAGGCUUAGAUAGAGGUUUAGUUUUUCAAAAGGAAACGGAAGAAAAGACAGAGUCGGAAAUUCCUAGAAAGGAGGCUAUUGUUUUUAGUAUUGAAGACAUGAUGGCGCCAAUCGAUGAUAAAUUUGAUUUCUUAAAUGUUAAAGUUGCACCUAUUGAUGAAGUAGCAGAAGAACUACCUGAAAAGGAAAAUUUUGAAAAUGGAAAGGAUAACCAAGAAGUAGAUGAAUUAUUACCUGCUAACAUACUCCCACAAAAGGAUCUUAUACCUAAAAAGCUAAAUAAAAUGCCUCAUGAAGCUAUUAAACGUGUUGAAUGGGCGCAUGAAAUUAAUGUAAAUGAGCCAUUUGAUAACUUUUAUGAUCUUGUACCUGAAAUGGCUAUGGAAUUUCCAUUUGAACUUGAUAUUUUCCAAAAACAGGCCGUAUAUCAUUUAGAAAUGGGCGAUUCUGUCUUUAUUGCAGCACACACGUCGGCUGGUAAAACAGUAGUGGCUGAUUAUGCAAUCGCCUUAGCUACAAAACAUAUGACAAAAGCUAUCUAUACAUCACCUAUUAAGGCUCUUAGUAAUCAGAAAUUUCGUGAUUUUAAGCGUACAUUUGGUGAAGAUGUUGGUAUUUUGACAGGUGAUGUUCAGAUUCGCCCUGAGGCAAGUUGUUUAGUCAUGACCACAGAAAUUUUACGUAGUAUGCUAUAUAGAGGAGCAGAUCUUAUCCGUGAUGUAGAAUUUGUCAUAUUCGAUGAAGUUCAUUAUGUUAAUGAUUUAGAGAGAGGCGUAGUUUGGGAAGAGGUUAUUAUUAUGCUGCCUGCCCAUGUUAAUAUUAUUUUAUUAUCUGCUACAGUCCCCAAUACAAAAGAAUUUGCAGGCUGGGUUGGUCGUACUAAAAAGAAAGAUAUUUAUGUUAUCAGUACAUUAAAGAGACCUGUGCCUCUCGAGCAUUAUAUUUAUGCAAAUAAAGAUAUAUACAAAAUUGUUGGAGCUAAUGAAAACAAAUUAAACAUGGUUGGUUACAAUAAAGCUAAGGAUGCUAUGUUAAAACGCAAGGAACAAAUUGAUAAGGCUAAUAGAGUUUCGCCCAAUGCUCGAGGUGGUCGUGGAGGAAGAGGCGGUUCUGUUGCUCGAGGAGGUAAUCGAUCUGUAGGUCGCAGUUAUCAAGCAGCUAUGCAAACGGAUCGUAAUUUAUUUGUGCAUCUGAUUGGUAUGUUAAAAACCAAGAGUCUUUUACCUGUUGUUAUUUUCACUUUUUCGAAAAAGCGAUGUGAAGAAUAUGCAAGUGGUCUUACAAAGACGGAUUUAUGUACCAGUUUAGAAAAAAGUGAAAUUCAUGUUUUUAUUGAGCGUAGUUUGGUUCGUCUUCGUGGUUCAGAUAAAUACUUACCACAAAUAUUAAGAAUGAGAGACUUAUUAAGUCGAGGAAUUGCUGUACAUCAUGGUGGUCUAUUACCAAUUAUUAAGGAAAUGGUUGAAAUCUUGUUUGCUCGCGGUUUAGUCAAAGUUUUAUUUGCAACAGAAACAUUUGCAAUGGGUGUUAAUAUGCCCGCUAGAAGUGUUGUGUUUUCAAGUAUUCGUAAACAUGAUGGUCGUAAUUUCCGUGAUUUGCUACCAGGUGAAUAUACUCAAAUGUCCGGUCGUGCAGGUCGUCGUGGGCUUGAUAAUACUGGUGUGGUUAUUCUUGCUACAGGAGGUGAUGAACCACCAGAAAUCUCUUGUUUAUCUACUAUGAUCUUGGGUAAACCUACAAAACUUGAAUCACAAUUCAGAUUGACAUAUAAUAUGAUUUUGAACUUAUUACGUGUGGAGGCAUUAAAAGUUGAGGAAAUGAUUAAACGUAGUUUUUCUGAAAAUAGUGCUCAAAAGCUCUUGCCUGAAACAAAACGAUUAGUAGAUGAAAGUGAGCAAAAGCGAAGUGCACUACGUCAACUUGACUGUGCGAUUUGUGAACCUGAUCUUGAAAAGUUUUAUGAUAUGUCCGGUGAAGUUAUUUUCCUUACUCGUAAUAUGAUGACACAAUUUAUUAGUAAUACGCCUACCGGUAAUAGAGCUCUUUCUACAGGUCGUUUGAUCGUCGUCAAUACGAAUAUAUAUAGAAAUGUACCUGCUAUGAUCUUAAAACCCUUACCCAUAAGUACAGCUAAUUCACAACAUCGUUCCUUUUACUGCCUUAUUUUAUCAUCAAAGGAUUUUGAUAAUAAUAGUUCUCUUAACUUGGAUGAAUCAGUUCCUUUACCUAUCACUACUAUAUGCGCAUCAGAUAGUGGAGAGGGUAAAACGAGCAUUAUUACAGUAGGAGCUCCCGAUAUUUUGUUUAUUUCUCGAUUAACGGUUAAGAUUGAUGUGGAUGCUAUUAUGGCUGGUACAGACUCGGUAGAAGCCGUCAAUGCUCGUCAACAAUUAGAAGCAUUUGGUCUCGAUGCUAAGAGAAGCGGUAUAGUUGAGUUUGAUUUUGGUAAAAUUAAGGAUAUGGAGUUCCAAGAAAUGUCACGUUCCAGAAACUCUCUUAUUAAACGACUUCGUACCGAAUUCCAAUGUACAAAGUGUCCUGAAUUUAAUGAACAUUAUGGACUUAUUCAUGAUCAUAAGAAAUUAUCAAGUCAAAUAGAAAUGCUGAAAAUGACCAUCUCUGAUCAAAACUUAGAAUUGCUUCCUGAUUAUCAUCAACGUAUUGAAGUUUUACGACAACUUAAUUAUAUUGAUGAUCAAGGCACUGUUCAACUUAAAGGACGUGUUGCUUGUGAAAUUAACUCUGCUGACGAAUUAUUAUUGACAGAGUUAGUAUUAGACAACGUUUUUGCAGAUUAUGAACCUGCUGAAGUUGUUGCUCUUCUCUCUUGUUUCGUAUUUCAGGAACGCAAUGCUAGUGAACCAAGAUUGACGCCCAAGUUAGUGAAGGGUAAAGAAGUCAUUUUAGCAUAUGCUCGUAAAAUUGCUGAACUUCAAGUUGAGUGUGGGCUACCUAUAUCAGUUGAGGAUUACGUGAGUGGUCUUAAAUUUGGUUUAGUAGAAGUCGUUUAUGAAUGGGCAAGAGGACUGUCAUUUAAAAGUAUUACCGAUUUGACUGAUGUAUUAGAAGGAUCUAUUGUGAGAUGUAUUAGUCGACUAGAUGAAACUUGUCGUGAAGUAAUGGGUGCUGCUCGUAUGGUUGGAGAUACAAGUCUUUAUAAGAAAAUGGAGCAAGCUGAGCAGGAUAUUAAGCGUGAUAUUGUUUUUGCAGCAAGUUUGUACUUUUAAUUAAAAUAUCUACAACAUCAUUCUAUCAAAUGCUUAUAUAUAAUGUCAUCUAUGUUACUUUGUUUUUUUUUUCUUCUUCAGCUGAAUACAUAUAACUUCCUUUUAUUCAUGAAUUAUAUUACAAAUAAAUGAAUAUAUAUACAGCAUUAGAUUUUAUACAAA
Messenger RNA from Cokeromyces recurvatus, 3930 nucleotides. Its product is annotated as NUC185 domain-containing protein. Gene Ontology annotation, molecular function: RNA helicase activity; RNA binding; ATP binding. Gene Ontology annotation, cellular component: Ski complex. Gene Ontology annotation, biological process: nuclear-transcribed mRNA catabolic process, 3'-5' exonucleolytic nonsense-mediated decay. The transcript is spliced from 14 exons. The record is from RefSeq and is a predicted model, not a curated record. NCBI's taxonomy places the organism in Eukaryota, Fungi, Mucoromycota, Mucoromycetes, Mucorales, Mucoraceae. Bases 19 to 3768 code for a protein of 1249 amino acids.